Messenger RNA from Melampsora larici-populina 98AG31, 1569 nucleotides. RefSeq lists its product as uncharacterized. NCBI's taxonomy places the organism in Eukaryota, Fungi, Basidiomycota, Pucciniomycetes, Pucciniales, Melampsoraceae. The record is from RefSeq and is a predicted model, not a curated record. The transcript is spliced from 4 exons. Bases 1 to 1569 code for a protein of 522 amino acids.
AUGUCAUCAGUAGGGUCAAAACGUGAUCUCGAAACUGCUGGAUUUGCUGAACUUGCCAGCGGCUCCACUAGCCAAACUGUUCAUCAAGACGGCUCGGAAGUCAACAAAAUGAAGGCUACCCUAUUGGAGGCUGGGUUUGAUAUCGACAAAGGUCAAAAAUCUGAAAAAGAUAUGAUAAUAUUAUAUAAUCGCUAUGUUCUUCAAAAGCAAAUCAAACAACCAACUCAGUCCCGCGAGAUACACCAAAAAAGUCGCUCAUCUAGACAUAGCCAAACUAAACACUCAGACCAAGACAAUGUGGAUAGUGCAGGAACUUGUGCAAAAACAAGUUUAACUGUCCCUAGUGGCAGCAAUCAAUUCACCUUUGAAGCCGACAAAAUGACAUCUAAUGUCUUUGAAAGCAAUGGAGACCAGCUAGACCCUUCAACUGGACCUCUGAGGACUCGGCGCUCUUCUGCUAGACUCUCAAAUCGAAAUUCUGAAGUCAAAGGCCUAGAGACUAAGACAAAGCAAGGAAAACGGCUCAGCGGACCACUUGGACCUCGUCACGCCGUUCCAAGAUCAGCUCGUUGCAAGGAGACUGACAUCCCAGAGAAUGAAAAGUCUUUACCUUCAGUUGGUUCAAAAACCACGCCUGCCAACUUAGACAAAGCCAGCAAAAAGAGUGAUGAAGACCCAGCAAGCCCUGCUUACUGUCCCCCCGACGAGGCUGAAUCGGAUGAUGAUUUUGUCAAAACUAAUCAACCACCUUUGAACGGCAAAGCCCCUUCUGAAAAGGGGAAAACGUUAAGAAGAAGGAUGCGUCAUAGAAAGUUUCAGCUCAAUUCUUCUGACUCAGAGAACAAUUCGGCAGAAAAAACACAUAGUUCUCUCCCCUCCGGUCAGCAAUCAAGUGAAGAUACCUCAGAUCUUCACGAAACAUCCAACUUCCGAACUUCUCCUAUUCUUACAAGAGCAACUACUGGUUCAAUAUUGUUUCCGGAUUCCGAAGACGAUGAAGAAAACGAGCCAGUCUCUUUUCCAGUACUAAAACGAAGGAAAGGUAAAUCUCGUGCUAAAAAUCAAGAGCAUCCAAGCGAAGAUGAAGAAUUUUUUGGGCAAAAAAGCAUGCUAGGUGGUGAUUGUUUGUCUUCUAAUGAUGGUAGUCCUAUUGUAAACGAGAUUGAAGAAGAGUGGGAUGCAGGGAACCUGUUUGGCGAGGGUGUUGGCUCGCCUGGCACAAAGUCUAACUCACAGUCAAACAAAGACAACGCCCAUCAGACUCGACAAGAAUCUCAAUCACGUAGUCUUCUAGGAUUGGAGCAUUUCAGAUCUGAACUUGUUGAUUUGAGGUCACUAUGCACUGACAAUGCACAACAAAUUGCGUCAUUGAGCAAUAAGUUUGAUGUGUUUGCUGACCUGCUACGGGAAUCGCUGAAACAGCGUGAACCUACAAGAUCUACCGAAAGGGAGCCUGGGGGAGAGGCUUUUGGAGAUUUGACAGCGGAUGACAGUCCUUCUCAGCCGGCUAGAGCUUCCAGAAUGAGAGUCAGUCUGCUUGUUUCAGAAUCUCGUUUUUUUCAAAGAUAG